This is a messenger RNA of Vitrella brassicaformis, 996 nucleotides long. The record is from the annotation of a GenBank genome assembly. Lineage: Eukaryota; Vitrellaceae.
UCACCUCUUGCUUCUCCUCAAGCGAGACUCGGCGGCGAGUAUCCUGAGACAGUGACGAGAAGGACAGUGAGAUCUGAAGCACGCGGAGCGACAAGUGAGCUCACCUUCGUGAUCUCUCCGUCGUCGGUGGUGAACUGCAGGGGCGCGCACGGCUGGGGUCGGAGGCGCCUUUCACGAACACCGACCUCAUGUCCUUGCCUGCGCGCACACAAAACGGCAAGCGCACACAAAACGGCAAAAUUGACAAGAGCCUGUCAACUCUGGUGGCUGACUCACUGUAAUUCUUCGGUUGGUGGACCAUGGGCUGGGCCCAGCAUUGGCAAAAAGCAUUCUCCAGGCCAUACGGGUACUCCAGGAUGGCCUUGAGGCGAGCCGUCCCCACCUCUGUGUAGGUAUGGCCGCUGGACCCUCUGCACCGCUCGAAAGCCCUGGCGUUGGCCUCUGGUCCGCGGGCAGAUUUGAAAUCGCCACCGAUGCUGGCGUCAUUGACCAAGGCCACGAACAGCACAUUGGUGUAUGCGACUCCAGACGAGAGGGAGCAGGUGGCGACGCGCUGCUGGUGCUGGUGGAUGACUUCCACCGACCCUUUCUGUUUCUCACCUGAGGGCCGACACACACACCACACACACCACACACCACACACCACACACACACGGAUUCCAUUUCUGUGUUCUGCAUGCAUUCCGCGCAUCCUUGUGCUGACCGGCUUGGUGGACUGCAACUGGAUACUUCCUUUCCUCAUCGCCUUCCACCACCACAGCGUAGAAAGGGAAUGCGUGCCCGUCAACGACGAGCUGGGUGCCACGUGCAGUCAGCAGCCAGGGCAUGAGGAUGGCGUAGACAAUAGCUAUGACAGGCAGGCCGUCAAUCUCGUCUUUCCUCUCGACAUACUCGUCACAGACUCGUCCAACCUGAUCUAUCGGUGCCACCCCAUUGCCGUUCUCCUGCCCCACCACUGUUCUGCUAUGUGCGCCGUCCCGAGCGACGAACAGCUGA